Messenger RNA from Sclerotinia sclerotiorum 1980 UF-70, 801 nucleotides. Its product is annotated as serine/threonine protein phosphatase PP2A catalytic subunit. Gene Ontology annotation, molecular function: protein serine/threonine phosphatase activity. Lineage: Eukaryota; Fungi; Ascomycota; Leotiomycetes; Helotiales; Sclerotiniaceae. The record is from RefSeq and is a predicted model, not a curated record. Gene Ontology annotation, biological process: peptidyl-serine dephosphorylation; mitotic cell cycle. Bases 1 to 801 code for a protein of 266 amino acids. Gene Ontology annotation, cellular component: cytosol. The transcript has 7 exons.
AUGGAUACAAAUAUGGAAGAUGUAGGCAGGAUGUUCAGAGGCUUUGCGAUAAGCAAGCUAACCAAGAACGCGUUGCCAGGCACGAGAAGUAUUGCAGGACGAGUCAAAUGUACAGCCAGUGGUGAUUAUGUUGAUCGAGGUUAUUACUCAGUCGAAACCGUCACUCUCUUAGUCGCUCUUAAAAUAAGAUACCCCCAAAGAAUUACCAUCCUCCGUGGUAAUCACGAAUCUCGUCAAAUUACCCAAGUUUAUGGCUUUUACGACGAGUGCCUCCGAAAAUAUGGAAAUGCAAACGUUUGGAAGUAUUUUACCGAUCUCUUCGAUUACCUUCCCCUCACCGCCCUCAUCGACAACCAAAUCUUUUGUCUUCACGGAGGUCUUUCUCCCAGCAUUGACACGUUGGACAACAUCAGAGCUCUCGACCGUAUACAAGAAGUGCCACAUGAAGGUCCAAUGUGCGACUUGCUAUGGUCGGAUCCAGAUGACAGAUGCGGGUGGGGAAUAUCUCCUAGAGGGGCGGGUUAUACCUUCGGUCAAGAUAUUUCGGAGGCGUUCAAUCAUAAUAAUGGAUUAACUUUGGUCGCAAGGGCCCAUCAACUGGUCAUGGAGGGAUAUAAUUGGUCUCAAGACAGAAACGUUGUUACGAUCUUCUCAGCCCCCAAUUACUGCUACAGAUGUGGUAAUCAAGCAGCAAUUAUGGAGAUUGAUGAGCACCUUAAAUAUACUUUCCUACAAUUCGACCCUUGCCCAAGAGCUGGAGAGCCUAUGGUAUCACGUCGUACUCCCGACUACUUCCUCUAG